This is a messenger RNA of Trichoderma atroviride IMI 206040, 1239 nucleotides long. RefSeq lists its product as uncharacterized. The record is from RefSeq and is a predicted model, not a curated record. NCBI's taxonomy places the organism in Eukaryota, Fungi, Ascomycota, Sordariomycetes, Hypocreales, Hypocreaceae.
AUGGGGAGACAAACAGAUGACUGGGAUGGUUAUGCAAGCAUAAGCCCAGGUUCGGAUAAACAUACGCGAAUCCAGCUUCUCUUCUCUUCAGCAAAGUUUGACUAUCUCAAGGAGCGUGCAGUAGAGUCGCGGAAAAAACACCAACCGCCCCCGCCCCCAAAUGUUCAGUGCAACAUCGACUUGACUCGAUUUACAUCUGGUUUCAACAACGUGGUUCUGGAGCUUGCGUUCUCAGAUAAUGUGAGCUGGAUUGCUCGUAUCCCCUAUCAAGAUUUCAAUGCCGGCGACAAAAUCUCAAUGCUCAGUGAGAUUGCUACAAUGAAGAUGAUCAGUGAAAACACUAGCAUCCCAAUACCUCGUGUCUAUGAAUUCAAGGCAUCCGCAAAACAGCCUUUUGGCUACCCGUACAUCAUGAUGGAUUACCUAAAUGGUCGUAUCCUUCCCAGCGGGCUGGCAACCACUAUACCCCUCCAACAUCGUGCCAAAGCGGCCCAACAGCUUGCAAAUGUUUUUUCGGAGCUCCAGAAGCUGAAAUUUAAUCGCAUCGGGCGCCUUUGGUGCGGAGAAAACGUGGAUCAGCCCGUUGAAAUCGUGGCCAUGGCCUGGCAUUCCUCGCCUGGCCCUCUGGAAACUUCAUUGGAAUUCUUCUACAACCAGACGCAGAGCGAGAACCGGGAAAUUCUCUCCAUGCAUCCGGACGACCCAGACUGGCUGACAGCUUGUUGGGUAUUGAAAACAGCUCUAACGCACAUCAUCAUUGAGGAUAGAGUCCGAGGUCCCUUUCCCCUCUGCCAUCUUGAUUUGCAUUUUGGCAAUAUGCUUUUUGACGAUAAGUACAAUCUGGUUGGGAUUAUUGACUGGAGCCAUGCGCAAGCAGCUCCUCUCGAGCAGCUGUCAGUCUGCCCGGAAUUAGUCAUCUUCCCGGUGUUAUCAGAUGAGGAAAACAAGCCUAUUGUCGAGUUCAAGGAACUUGUUGUUGAGUCGCUAAGGGAAAUGGAAAAGGAUCCCAAAAAGAGGCCCCCUUUGAAUCAUCCUGAGGUGAACUCACCAUUGAUCUCGAAACCAACACCCUUUUCCGCCUACAUGGCUUCCAAGAGUGCAGAGAUUACCCAUCGUCAGUACAUGGCUUCACCAGGGGGGAGUCUUUGGGUUGGCCAGAUGGUUGCAAAGCUCAUCUAUGGACAGAGCGUCACUUGGGAACAGCUGAGAGAAGUAUACGGUGCAAUGCCCCUGUUUUAG